AUGGCAAGCAUAAGUCCACCUUCUGUCAACAAUGAGAACUAUGAUCCUAAGAAGCCAGAUAAGGUGACAUGUACUCUUUGUGACACUGAGGUUUCUGGAGGGAUAAAAUGGUUGAAGCAGCAUCUGGCAGGUGGAUAUGGAGAUGCAAAAAUGUGUCCUAAGACCACCACUGUCAUUAGGAAGGAGAUGAGAGAUUACUUGGAAUCCAAUAAGAGGAGGAGGCCAUUGUUCAACGAAGAGGGUGAUGAGCCACCCGAGGAACCAGCAGAUGUGGUGGUGGCUACUGCAGCAAGCAAUACAAAGGCAAAGCUGAAGGUUAACAAGUCAAUUGUUGAGAUGCUUCGGAAAACACCUGAAGAACUUGUUGAUGAAAGGCAUAAAGGAUGUUCUCAGCCAACAAUUCCAGCCAGGAUAAGGACCAAAGAGGAGAAGCACUAUGUGGAUCAGCAGUGGGCCUUGUGGUUCUAUGAGUGUGGUUACAAGCCUCCUACUCCCUAUAUGUUAGGUGAACCAUUGCUUAAGGAUGCUGUGAAAUUGACCAAUUCUAUGAGGGAGGAACAUGAGCAGGCCUGGAAGAUGUAUGGCUGCACACUUAUGUCAGAUGGCUGGACUGAUAAGAGAGGCCGUCAUUUGAUCAACUUCCCUGUGAACAGCCCUGCAGGGACUUAUUUCUUGGAGUCUGUUGAUGCAUCAAGUGAGGUACAUGAUGCAUUUAUGCUUGCUGAUUUAUUGGAAGCAAAGAUUGAGGAGAUUGGGAAAGACAAGAUGGUUCAAGUUAUCACUGAUAAUGGGGCUAAUUACAAGGCAGCUGGUAGAAUUCUAAUGGAAAGGAUUUCUACGCUGUAUUGGAGCCCAUGUGCUGCACACUGCUUGGAUCUUAUGCUGGAAGAGAUAGGGAACUUGAAGGAAUUUAAGAAGCCCAUUGCAAGAGCCAAACCCACUCGAUUUGCCACCUCUUUCCUCACUUUAAAAAGUUUGCACAAGCACAUAGAUGCUUUGAAGGCUUUAUUUGUUAGUGAAGAAUGGUUGGGGAACAAAUUGGCAAAAACUGCAGCCGGUCAAGAAGUGCACAACAUUGUGCUCUCUAUGGAAUUUUGGAAUUCAGUUGAAGAUUGCCUUAGAGCUUCAGCACCUCUGCUUAUUGUUCUUAGGGUGGUUGAUGGUGAUGAGAGGCCUGCAAUGCCAGAGGUUACAGCACUAAUGAACCAUGCAAAAGAGAAGAUCAAGCUCAGCUUUGCUACUGAAAACAAGAAAACCUUACUCAAGAAUAUCAUUAAGAUCACUGAGAAGCGUUGGGUCACACAAAUGGACCAUCCUUUGUAUGGGGCUGUACUGUAUUUGAACCCAGGAAGACUGCAUUCUCUCAUACAAGCUAAUGAUGAUGCAACUGUUGGACAGUUAAGAGGCCGUUUUCUUGAUGUGCUUGGAAGAAUGGUGGAGGAUGAAGAAAUUAGAAGCAAGAUUGAUGCCCAAUCCUUGGACUAUGAAGGCCUUAGAGGAGAUGCAUUCUCAAACAAACUGGCCAAGCAAAACCUACAGAAUUUGAACCCUCUUGAUUGGUGGCGUUCAUAUGGUGGUCGUGCUAUUGAGCUUCAAAGGUUUGCUAGACGCAUUAUGCAUAUAAAGAAAAGAAAUAGGUUGUUGCAUAAGCGAUUAAAUGACAUUGUGUUUGUUUCCUACAACCGGAAGAUGAAGACCAGGUUUCAGUUAAGGCAUGAGAAAAAGGGGAAAAUUUUUGAUCCUUUGGUCAUUGAGGAGUUUGAUUGGGACAAUGAGUGGGCUGACUCCUCCUAUGUUCAUCCUCAAGGUGCCCGUGGGUAUGACAAUGGUGACAAUGGUAAUGGCCUUACAUGGGAACUUGUGGAUGAAGUUGUUGGUGCAUCAAGCUCGCUGCGAGGCCGCAAUCUUCCAAGGAAUGCCAGCAGCAAGCGUGCAAGAAAUGGACAGUCAAGGUUGACUGAACUUGAAGAAGACUUAGGUUUGGCCAAUGAAGAAGAGGAAGAGGAAGAUCCACAUGACGAUGCUGAUGUGAGUGAUUGUGAGCAGGAUCCCAAUGGCUCCAACGGUGGCGGCGAAAACAUGGAGGGUCCAAACAUCCUUGAUGAGUUUGAUGACGGAUAUUGA
Molecule: messenger RNA, 2124 nt
Organism: Miscanthus lutarioriparius
Lineage: Eukaryota; Viridiplantae; Streptophyta; Magnoliopsida; Poales; Poaceae
Source: the annotation of a GenBank genome assembly